ACAACAGACUUCAGCAGACCAGUUGACCUCUAUCAUUCCCUGUCAGCAGACACUUUCCUAAAAUGACCAACUACAUCACAGCACUUCAAGUGUCCAUUGAUGAAGCUGAGGAGCAAAUGCUCCAAGCAGAAGGCUUCACAAAAAUCAAUGUUGAUCUGAACAAAGGAGCAGGAGGGAAUCACAUCUAUCUUUGGUACAAACGUGGAUCGUGUCCUAUCACCAAGGUUCAAGUUUCCUUCAGCAAUGAGAUGGCUGACGGUUUGAUCAAUGCAGGGUACACAAAGAUCGAUAAAUGUCUCAAUGCUGGAGCAGCAGGUAGUCACCUCUACCUUUGGUACUUCCAUGGGUCCGGAGAGAAUGAUGUUCCCAUAGUGGACAUUUCUGUCACUGCCGAUGCACACAAUGAAGCUGCAAAAUUCAAAUUUGGUUGGGAGAGAGUAGCCUGUGAUCUAAACCGCCGGGCUUGUGGAAACUGGAUCCACGUCUGGCUGAAGAGAGAGAAACAAACGUACAUCUGUGAAGUCACUGCCACUGAUUCCUUUGGGUCAGACUCCGACUACUUUAAGGAUGGCUACAUCCGUCUGGAUGAAGACACUAACAAGGCUGCAGGAGGAGCCUUUGUUUUCAUCUGGUACCGUCAGACCACCGACCCCAAGAAGGCACUCAAAGACCUGAAAGUCUCCAUCACUGAUAAUCAGUAUCAGGAAUAUCAGCAGCAAAAUUACAAGUCAGUGAGUGUUAACCUGAACGAGGGGACCAAUGGGCACUCUGUGUACCUGUGGUACAAGAAAAAGGGAUGCAACAACCCCAUCAAGACCAUCGCCCUGCUCGUCAACAUCGCUCUGAUUCCAGAGUAUGAGAAGGCUGGUCUCAAUGUUGUGAAGAGAAGUCUUAACGAGGGAAACUGUGGCUGCUUUGAGCAUCUGUGUGUCUAUCAGUAAAGGCUGAGCAUUCUUUACACUCACUGAAGUAAAGAGCAGAGUCCAACAUUUCAAUCAGUGCUACUUGUAAUCAUAGAAAGUAUAAAUUCUUCAUUUGAUUUUACGUUAAUCUCAUUGUCAAUUAAAUCAAACUAUUUCAAAUGUCUGUUUUUCAGCUAUAAUCUUAAUGAAUGAUUAAAUGUUAUGGCUUUCUUUCACUUUAUUCUGCACACUUUCUGUUCUAAAUAAAGACGACUUUGCAUUUAAAA
Molecule: messenger RNA, 1189 nt
Organism: Trematomus bernacchii (emerald rockcod)
Lineage: Eukaryota; Metazoa; Chordata; Actinopteri; Perciformes; Nototheniidae
Exons: 2
Coding region: 63-941 (292 amino acids)
Source: RefSeq, a predicted model, not a curated record